AUGGCGGUUGGCUUGAAGCCACUAUUACCCAUCAUCCUACUCCCCUCUCUUCUUCUCUAUCAAGACUAGGUUUCCACUCCCUCAUGCAAACCCGUCCCCUCACCCGACCCAGCCCAUCCCCACCCGGACGACCUCAAGGUCAUGCUGGUUGCCCUCCUCCUCCUCGGCUUUGCCUCCACCUACUUCGACCUCCUCUUCCGCCACCACUACACCUCCAAAUUCUUCACCAGAUCGUACCAGAGUCUCAGGCUGGACAUGCUUCUGGUCCUCGGCGACGUAUCGGCGCCUGGACGCCACUCGCCGAGGAGCGAUUUUGAAUCGGUGGUCUGGUAGUUUCAUCGGGUUCUGGGACCGUUUCUGGACCUGCCGCUCUACGUCGUGCUCGGCGACCACAACGUCGAAGACUGCGGCGGCCUGAGCAAGGAGUCGGUGGGGUGGAUUUCGAGGAGGCUGCCGGCAGACUCGGCCAGGUGUGGGGCCUUUGAGAUCGGCAACGUCAACUUCGUAUCGCUAAACGCCGUCGCUUUGCUGUGUGGGGAUAGUGAGGUGAGGUUUAGUGUGGAAAAGGCGGUGGAGAGAGAGAGCGUGGAUUUUCGUGUCGAAAAUGAGAAGGGAGGUGAGAGUGAGGAGAGGAGGAAAAAGGAGAGGGGUUAUGAGUUUGUGUGGAGAGAGAAUGUGAUGAUCGGGUCCGGUCCUGUGGUGUUGCUUCACUUUCCAUUGAGCCGGAAUGGGAUUCCUAGUUUCGGUGGGAGUCCUAAUGUUUUCGACGCAGGUGUGCACGAUGUUGGCAGAGGGCCGUAUGAUUUGUCACAGAAGCUACCGUCAAAUGCUACUGAGUAUAUAAUUCAAGCUCUCAAGCCAAGGAUUGUUUUCAGUGCCCAAACUCAGGAGUUUGAUGAUCACUUCCAUCCAGACGGAACCCGUGAGGUUACUAUUCCGGCCAUGACAUGGAAUGCGAGAGAUGAUCCUGGAUUUGUUAUUGCCAUAUUCCGGAGGAAUGGAGGAGCAGUAAGCAUCAGUUACUGCUCUCUAGCUAGAGAAUCUCACAUACUUGUAGCCUAUGCAUCUUUUCUGAUUCUCUCGGUAUCAAUACUGGCUUUCUCAAGCACUCCUAGGUUAGGAUCUUUCAAGACAAUGAUAACCUGAUAUCUAUACUUCAAUAGCGUUGUGCAUUACUUUCUGUACAAUUUUGUAUGUACAUUACUAUAAUCUGGUGAGCAAAACUCUCAUGUGGAUAAAGCUGUGUUAUUAGGGAAAGUCAUGUAGCAUAGUUGAAGAGGUGGAGUUA
Molecule: messenger RNA, 1288 nt
Organism: Argentina anserina (silverweed cinquefoil)
Lineage: Eukaryota; Viridiplantae; Streptophyta; Magnoliopsida; Rosales; Rosaceae
Biological process (GO): GPI anchor biosynthetic process
Source: RefSeq, a predicted model, not a curated record